GUAAUAUUUGAGGCUGAAGUCUCAGAUGGAAGAAAUGGCUACAUUGCCAUUGAUGACAUCCAGGUUCUGAGCUACCCUUGUGAUAAAUCUCCUCAUUUCUUGAGGCUGGGGGAUGUAGAGGUCAAUGCAGGUCAGAAUGCAACAUUUCAGUGCAUUGCUACAGGAAGGGAUGCAGUGAAGAACAAGUUAUGGCUGCAGAGACGCAAUGGAGAAGAUAUUCCAGUGGCCCAAACAAAAAACAUAAAUCACAGACGUUUUGCUGCUACCUUUAAACUUCAGGAAGUAACAAAAACAGAUCAGGAUUUAUAUCGUUGUGUUACUCAAUCUGAGAGAGGAUCUGGCGUUUCCAACUUUGCUCAACUUAUUGUUCGAGAACCUCCUAGACCAAUAGCUCCCCCACAGUUGCUUGGUGUUGGACCAACCUAUCUGCUCAUUCAGCUGAAUGCAAAUUCCAUUAUUGGGGAUGGACCAAUCAUCCUAAAAGAGGUGGAAUACCAUAUGACAACAGGGACCUGGACAGAAACGCAUGCUGUCAAUGCACCAACAUAUAAGCUGUGGCAUUUGGACCCAGACACAGAGUAUGAGAUUCGUGUUCUUCUAACCAGGCCUGGAGAAGGUGGCACAGGUCAGCCAGGCCCUCCACUGAUUACCCGAACCAAAUGUGCAG
Thamnophis sirtalis is the source of this 667-nucleotide messenger RNA. The record is from RefSeq and is a predicted model, not a curated record. NCBI's taxonomy places the organism in Eukaryota, Metazoa, Chordata, Lepidosauria, Squamata, Natricidae.